AUGGAGGUGGAAAGGUCGUCGUCGCCGAUGUGGGUUAGGGUUUCUGAGGAGGUGACAGUGACUGUCGCCGAUAUGGGUGCAAGCGAGAGAGAGAGAGAGAGAGAGAAAAUGAGAGGAGGGCUAAGUGAGCCAGGGGUAAAGCAGCCAAUUUCCCUCUGUGCGUCCACCCCUGUCACUCUGAAAGUUGAAGUAGGGCUACAGUUCUGCAGAGUCCUACCCUUUGGUCGGGCCCUCUUAUCCAACUCGUGUGUCAAGAACCCUUUAUCUGGUCAGCCUGAAGAUAGCUCUGAUUUUCAUUUCAAGCACAACAACUGUACGUGUUAUGAUGCCUCUGACUUUCUUUUUAAUGAGUGCAAUGGGUAUCAGUUCCAUAUGAAUCUUGCCAAAUAUAAAAUCCCAUUGCGCAAUGCUGAGGAACUUUUCGCCCAAAUUCUGGUGGUAUUCUUCCCACUCCUUGACCUGGUGGUCAUUCUGGCGGUUUCUCUAGUGGCUCAUCAUCUGGUGGUUCUUCUGGUACUUUCUCUGUGGUCUCUCCAAGCUUGGGCAAAACUCAGUGUCAGAUUUGUGAUAAAUGGUCACAGUUCCAUUGAUUGUCAUCAAAGGAUGAACCAUUCUUAUCAAGGUCGAAUUCCUACUGCUCGCCUUGCUACCAUGGCUGCUGUUCACUCUACUUCUUUGAAGAAUAAUGACUGGCUUGUUGAUACUGGUGCUACAAGUCAUGUUACUCUUGAUCUUGGUGCUUUGCAGACUCACUCGGCUUACACUGGUGGUGAACAAAUCCACAUUGGAGAUGGCCAAGGUUUGUCAAUUUCUGAUAUUGGUCAUACCUAUUUUCCAACAUCUACUGGUAAUUUUAAGUUUCAUGAUGUGCUUCAUGUUCCCAAAAGUGCUUAUGAUUUACUCUUUGUGCACAAAUUCACUCUUGACAAUCUGUGUUCAGUGACAUUUACUCCUUUUGCAUUCUUUGUUAAGGACCUACUCUCGGGGAAGAUGCUUUUCCAUAGUCCUAGUAAACAUGGUCUCUAUCCAUUCAAAUUCAAUCCUUUCUUCAAUAAAGUCGGACAUCAAGCUCUUGUUAUGCAGAAAGCUUCUUCAUGUAUCUGGCAUCGAAGACUUGGUCAUCCAUCCAAGUCUAUUUUCCAUUAUGUUGUGAAACAACAUAAUCUGCCUUGUGUAUCUUCUAAUGAUACCUCUUUUGUCUCACCCACUGUCUCUGUAUCUGGCUAUAAAUACUAUGCCAUCUUUGUUGAUGAUUGUGUUGUGUUUACCCAAUAUCUUUCUAAACAUGGCAUUCUCCAUCAGUUUAGCUGCCCUUACACACCAGAGCAGAAUGGUGUGGCAGAACGAAAACAUCGAUUACCUUCUGUUCAUCUUGUCACAUGUCUUCUUUUCAAAAGUUGUUUCAUCAUUCCCCAGCUUGUGUUAAUAUUGCCGAUCCUCAUCCUCCUCCUCCCCCUCCCCCUCCCCUUCCCCCUCGCCCUCCCCUUCUCCUCCUCCUCCCCCUCCCCUUCCCCUCCUCCUCCUCCUCCCCCUCCUUCUUAUUCUUCUCCUUCACCUUCAUCUUCACCUUCACCUCUACAGCCCCCUAUUAAUACUCAUCCAAUGCAAACCCAGGCCAAAAGUGGUAUAUUCAAGCCUAAAAUGCUAUCUGCCACCUCACAUCCUCUUCCCUCCACUAUUACCACUUCUAUUUCUUCCAUCCCAGCUACACCCAAUACCUAUAAACAGGCUACCAAGGAUCCAAGGUGCAUUGAGGCUAUGAAUCUUGAAUUUUCUGCUCUUAAACAAACUGGUACUUGGAGGUUGGUUCCUUAUUGUCCUACUAUGAAUUUGGUGGGGUUCAAGUGGGUGUACCGAGUUAAACACAAGUUUGAUGGUACAAUGGAUAGGUUUAAAGCCCGACUUGUUGCAAAGGGUUUUCAUCAACAAAGUGGUUUGGACUAUAAUGAAACUUUUAGUCCAGUUGCUAAGCCUACCACUGUUCGCCUUAUUUUGUCUCUUGCUGUUCAGUUUGACUGGAGUAUUUCUCAAUUGGAUAUUACUAAUGCAUUUUUACAUGGUCACUUGUCUGAGGCUGUUUACAUGGUCCAGCCUCCAUGUUUGCAAGUUGGAAAAGGGCUUAUAUGUUUUGAAGUAGGCUCCCCGCGCCUGAAAACUGCUAUGGUUGGUGCUAAACCAUAUUCCUCUCCUACUUCUGCUGUUCGGUUGGAUGCUACUUCUGGUGAACCUUUGUCUAAUCCCACUGAAUUUCGGGCUCUUGUGGGUGCUUUGCAAUAUCUUACUUGGAUGAGGCCCGACAUCUCAUUUUCUGUUAGUCAGUUAUGUCAGUUUAUGCAAUCUCCAAGGACUCCACAUUUAGUUGCUGCUAAGUGGGUUCUUUGCUACCUUAAAGGCACCAUGACUGAAGGUUUGUCUUUCACUAAGGGUUCUCUUGCUCUUCACUAUUAUACAGAUUCUGAUUGGGCAGGGUGCCCUGUGGAUCGACGCUCUGUUAGUGGUUUCUGUGUUUAUUUUGGCCCUAAUUUGGUGUCUUGGAGUGCCAAGAAACAAGGCACUGGCUCGAUCUAG
Messenger RNA from Prunus armeniaca (apricot), 2568 nucleotides. The record is from the annotation of a GenBank genome assembly. NCBI's taxonomy places the organism in Eukaryota, Viridiplantae, Streptophyta, Magnoliopsida, Rosales, Rosaceae.